AUGACAGUGACAUCAACUCAAGCAACAUCAACUGCACGACUUGAUGUGUACGGGGAUUCGGGUAUCUUCCUGAGCCCCGGGUACCCGAACUCUUACAGCUUGAACUUGAACCUGACUUACACGGCGCACCUGGACAGCUCGGGCCCGCUGGUGGUUGGUCUGUCCAUGGUCAUCGACCUGGAAAAGAUCGGAGAUAGUUGCUAUGACUACGUCAUGAUUGGUUCCACUGUCCACUGCGGAAAUAAAACUGAACUCACAGUAGUUGAAGUUUCGGGAAAUCUGUUCACAAUGCUGUUUAUUACUGACGGCUCGUUUAACUUCCGCGGAUUUAAUAUUACAUAUGCUGUGGUACGAGAAACAAGAGAAACACAAGCAAGUACAAGUACGGCGACAGAUGAAAGUGUAGCCUCGAGCACAGACAGCCUGACAGAUUCCUUUGAUAGCUCAACCAUUUCCUCCAUCACAGACCCCAGAACAGAUAGCAUGGCGACAGAGCAAAAUGUCGGUUCGAGUACAGACGACAAGGAAACUGUCUUGGAUAGUUCAAGUAUGGCGACAGUUGAAACUGUCGGCUCGAGUACAGACAUCAUGACUUCCUCUGAUAGUUCAAGCACUUCCUCCACGACAGCCAGAACCGAAAAUCGAGCAUCCGAUGUGUCCGUGAAAACCAGCCAUGUAGAGGUUAACAAGACAAGGUCGGGCGACAUUUCGCUGCUAGUGUCAGAGGUCACGCCAGUCACCACCGACAGUGACGGAAACAGUAUCCAAGACAUCACGACACCUGUGAUUUACUAUCCAGAGGAACAGGAUAAACAAUCUAGUGACAUCAGUGUCAUCAGUGACCUCAGCGAUCAGGGAUUUACUUCUCUCUCAAAAGAAAAUACGGAUCAACAGGAGUCCCAAGCAACGUUGGCGACCUUUGACACUCUAUCAACACGUGCAGGCGACGGUCAAAAUGAAUUUGUAACACCCGGAGUCAUUUCAACAGAUGUAGUACCACCACCACAAACAUCAGAGCGAAUCCCUCCACCUGCCAAUUAUCUUUCAAGUGACAAGGAUAACCAGUCGAGUGAUUUGAGUGGGACAGCCAUCGUCACACACGCAACUUCUGGAAUGUUCCUAGCGACCUCUCAUUACAGCGACACCACGACCGCAAGUCCAUCAGAGGACGAACCGCUGUCCAGACCAACCGUCACCUACGACAGCCGUUCACCACCGACUCCUCCUCCACCAUCAAAACCACUUCCAGUGCUCGCCCCUUGCAGAUGUCAGCCUCAGCAGUCAGGUGACAAUGAGACAGCGGACGUGACGUCACAGCGAGCAGAAGAGCAGGCGUCGCAGUUGGCCAGAGCCUUGGCCGUUGACAAGGGCAACGUGUCCAGCCAGAAACGCCGCAAGACUACUCAAUCUUUUAAUGAUGAGGAUGAUGAUGAUGAGGAGGAUGACGACGAUGAAUAUGAUGAUGUAAUUGCUACAGAUGUGGAGUAA
Molecule: messenger RNA, 1488 nt
Organism: Pomacea canaliculata
Lineage: Eukaryota; Metazoa; Mollusca; Gastropoda; Architaenioglossa; Ampullariidae
Exons: 4
Coding region: 1-1488 (495 amino acids)
Source: RefSeq, a predicted model, not a curated record